Molecule: messenger RNA, 8394 nt
Organism: Megalops cyprinoides (Indo-Pacific tarpon)
Lineage: Eukaryota; Metazoa; Chordata; Actinopteri; Elopiformes; Megalopidae
Gene: scn8aa
Product: sodium channel, voltage gated, type VIII, alpha subunit a
Exons: 27
Coding region: 168-6032 (1954 amino acids)
Biological process (GO): membrane depolarization during action potential; neuronal action potential; sodium ion transmembrane transport
Cellular component (GO): voltage-gated sodium channel complex; axon; plasma membrane
Molecular function (GO): calcium ion binding; voltage-gated sodium channel activity; protein binding
Source: RefSeq, a predicted model, not a curated record
CUGAGAAGGAAGAUAGCAGCAACAAUAUGGCGACAACCGCAGUUUCUCCCGAAUCCGUUCGACAUCUGCAGUCCAGCGACGCCUUUCUGGAUUUCUGAUAACGCGGAAAAAAGCUGGCUGGCCUGGAUGGUAACUAACUAAAGAAGAACUUGCUGCAGGAUGAAAACAUGGCUGCACCCCUUCUUGCACCACCAGGACCUGACAGCUUCAAGAGGUUUACCCCAGAGUCUCUGGCCAACAUCGAGAGGCGAAUCGCCGAGGAGAAGGCCAAGAAGCCUCCCAAGCCCGACAGCAGUCAUCGCGACGAUGACGAUGAGAACAAACCCAAACCCAACAGUGACCUGGAGGCGGGCCGCAGUCUGCCGUUCAUCUACGGUGACAUCCCUCCAGGCAUGGUAGCAGUGCCCCUGGAGGAUAUAGACCCUUUCUAUAUGAAUGAGAAAACAUUUAUAGUGCUAAAUAAAGGGAAAACAAUCUUCCGCUUCAGUGCCACACCUGCCUUGUACUUCAUAAGUCCUUUUAAUAUUGUUAGGCAAAUAGCUAUUAAAAUUUUGAUACAUUCAGUAUUCAGCAUGAUCAUUAUGUGUACUAUUUUGACCAACUGUGUGUUCAUGACUUUUAGCAAUCCCCCAGAAUGGUCCAAACAAGUAGAGUACACCUUCACUGGAAUUUAUACAUUCGAAUCAACUGUAAAAAUCAUUGCUCGUGGGUUCUGUAUAGACGGGUUCACCUUCCUACGGGAUCCAUGGAAUUGGCUGGAUUUCAUGGUGAUCUCCAUGGCAUAUAUCACAGAGUUUGUGGACCUGGGCAAUGUGUCUGCGUUGAGAACGUUCAGAGUUCUCCGGGCAUUGAAAACUAUCUCUGUCAUUCCAGGCCUAAAGACCAUUGUGGGCGCCUUGAUCCAGUCUGUGAAGAAGCUGUCAGACGUGAUGAUCCUCACCGUCUUCUGCCUCAGUGUCUUCGCUCUGAUUGGCCUGCAGCUCUUUAUGGGCAACCUGCGGCAGAAAUGCGUCAUAUGGCCCAUCAACGCCACGGACAACUACCUGAGCAAUGGCAGCAGAGGAUUCAAUUGGGAUGACUACAUCAUGAAUGAGACCAAUUUCUACUUUAUCCCUGGACAACUGGAUGCUCUCUUGUGCGGAAACAGCUCUGACUCUGGUCGCUGCCCAGAGGGGUACACCUGUAUGAAGGCUGGCAGGAAUCCCAACUACGGCUACACCAGCUUCGACAGCUUUGGCUGGGCCUUCCUAGCUCUCUUCCGCCUCAUGACCCAGGACUUCUGGGAGAACCUGUAUCAGCUGACGCUGAGGGCAGCAGGGAAGACCUACAUGAUCUUCUUUGUGUUGGUGAUCUUCGUGGGCUCCUUCUACCUGGUGAACCUGAUCCUGGCUGUGGUGGCCAUGGCUUACGAGGAGCAGAACCAGGCCACCAUGGAGGAGGCUGAGCAGAAAGAGGCAGAGUUCAAAGCCAUGCUGGAGCAGCUGAAGAAACAGCAGGAAGAAGCCCAGGCAGCUGCCAUGGCGACCUCAGCGGGCACCGUAUCGGAGGACCCGGUGGAGGACGAUGGCGGGGGCCACAUGUCCUGCAGCUCUUCUGAAAUGUCCAAGCUGAGCUCUAAGAGUGCCAAGGAGCGACGGAACCGUAAGAAGAAAUGGCGGCAGAAGGAGCAGUCUCGGGGCGAGGAGAAGGGAGACAGUGAGAAGUUUGUCAAGUCUGAGUCUGACGACGGCAGUAAGAGGAGCAGGUUCCGCUUCCCUGACAACCGCCUGGGCAGGAAACCCUCCCUUAUGAACCAGUCUCUGCUCAGCAUCCCGGGUUCACCUUUCCUCUCGCGGCACAACAGCAAGAGCAGCAUCUUCAGCUUCAAGGGCCGCUCCAAGGAUGUAGGCUCGGAAAACGAGUUUGCUGAUGAUGAACACAGCACAGUGGAGGAGAGUGAGGAGCGGCGGGGCUCCCUGUUCAGCCCCUACCGCCGCAGCAGCUACAGCGGCUACCACGGCAAGAGGAACAGCACAGUGGACUGCAACGGCGUGGUGUCGCUCAUCGGACCAGGGCCCGGUGGACGCCUACUGCCUGAGCCCACCACUGAGGUGGAGGUGAAGAAGAAGAACUCUGGCUCUCUUAUGGUGUCUGUGGACCAGCUCAACACAUCCUUCGGUCGCAAAGAACGGGCCAACAGCGUCAUGAGUGUCAUCACCAACACUCUGGUGGAGGAACUGGAGGAGUCACAGCGGAAGUGCCCGCCAUGCUGGUACAAGUUCGCCAACACAUUCCUAAUCUGGGAGUGCUGCCCACUUUGGCUGAAAAUCAAGGAGAUUGUCAACCUGAUCGUGAUGGACCCCUUCGUUGACCUGGCCAUCACCAUCUGUAUUGUUCUCAACACCGUAUUCAUGGCUAUGGAGCACUACCCCAUGACACCCCAUUUUGAACAUGUGCUGAGUGUGGGAAACCUGGUGUUUACUGGGAUCUUCACAGCAGAGAUGUUUGCUAAACUAGUUGCAAUGGACCCUUACUACUAUUUCCAGGAGGGCUGGAACAUCUUUGACGGCUUCAUUGUGACUCUGAGUUUAGUAGAGCUGGGCCUGGCUGAUGUGGAAGGGCUGUCAGUGCUGAGAUCUUUCAGAUUGCUGAGAGUGUUCAAACUGGCUAAGUCAUGGCCAACCCUAAACAUGCUGAUCAAGAUCAUCGGGAACUCUGUGGGUGCUUUGGGUAACCUGACCCUGGUGCUGGCCAUCAUUGUGUUCAUCUUUGCUGUGGUGGGGAUGCAGCUGUUUGGCAAGAGCUACAAGGACUGUGUCUGCAAGAUUGCCCAGGACUGUGAGCUGCCGCGCUGGCACAUGAACGAUUUCUUCCACUCAUUUCUCAUUGUAUUCCGGGUGCUGUGUGGUGAGUGGAUCGAAACCAUGUGGGACUGCAUGGAGGUGGCGGGCCAGACCAUGUGCCUCAUUGUCUUCAUGAUGGUCAUGGUCAUUGGAAAUUUGGUGGUACUGAACCUGUUCCUGGCCUUGCUGCUGAGCUCCUUCAGCGCUGACAACCUGGCAGCUACAGAUGAUGAUGGCGAGAUGAACAACCUGCAGAUCUCCGUCAUCCGCAUCAAGAAGGGCAUUGCCUGGGUGAAAGCCAAGGUGCGGAUGCUGGUUGCUACUAUUCUGAAGAAGAAGGUUACAGAUGAGGUGAAACCACUGGAUGACAUGUACGACACAAAGCCCAACUGCAUUGCCAACCACAUGGGUGUGGACAUCAACCGGGAGAUGGACUACCAGAAGAAUGGAAAUGGCACUACGAGCGGCAUUGGUAGCAGCGUGGGCAAGUACAUGAUUGACGAGGAUCGCAUGUCCUUCAUCCACAACCCCAACCUCACCGUGCGUGUGCCCAUAGCUGUGGGCGAGUCUGACUUUGAGAACCUCAACACUGAGGACUUCAGCAGUGAGUCAGACGUGGAGGGCAGCAAAGAGCUGGAUGACACCAGCUCCUCAGAGGGCAGCACCAUCGACAUCAAGCCAGAGGUGGAGGAUGUGGUUGUGGUGGAGCAGGUGGAGGAAUACCUGGAUCCUGAAGCCUGCUGGACAGAAGGGUGUGUUGCACGGUACAAGUGCUGUGAUGUGUCCAUCACAGAGGGCUGGGGGAAGUACUGGUGGUACCUGAGGAAGACCUGCUACCUGAUUGUGGAGCAUAACUGGUUUGAGACCCUCAUCAUCUUCAUGAUCCUGCUUAGCAGCGGGGCUCUGGCCUUUGAAGAUGUUUACAUUGAGCAGAGGAAGACCAUUCGCAUCAUCCUAGAGUAUGCGGACAGAGUGUUCACCUACAUUUUCAUCCUGGAGAUGCUGCUGAAGUGGGUUGCAUAUGGCUUUGUAAAGUAUUUCACCAAUGCCUGGUGCUGGCUGGACUUCUUCAUUGUGGAUGUGUCUAUAGUCAGCCUUAUAGCUAAUGCCCUGGGCUACUCCGAUCUAGGGCCAAUUAAAUCUCUCAGGACACUAAGGGCAUUGAGACCCCUCAGAGCCUUGUCACGAUUUGAAGGGAUGAGGGUGGUAGUCAACGCCUUGGUGGGAGCCAUCCCCUCCAUUAUGAAUGUGUUGCUGGUUUGCCUCAUCUUUUGGCUGAUUUUCAGUAUCAUGGGGGUGAACUUGUUUGCGGGCAAGUACUACUACUGUUUCAAUGAGACAGCUGAGGAACGCUUCGAAAUAGAUGAAGUGAACAACAAAAGCGAAUGCUACAUUCUCAUCAAUAACAACAAUUCUGAGGUCCGGUGGAAGAAUGUCAAGAUCAACUUUGACAAUGUGGGCGCCGGCUACCUGGCUCUUCUCCAAGUGGCUACAUUCAAAGGCUGGAUGGAUAUCAUGUAUGCAGCAGUGGACUCCAGAAAGGUGGAGGAUCAGCCUCUGUAUGAGGACAACAUCUACAUGUACAUCUACUUUGUCAUCUUCAUCAUCUUCGGCUCCUUCUUCACUCUAAACCUGUUCAUUGGUGUCAUCAUCGACAACUUCAACCAACAGAAGAAAAAGUUUGGGGGUCAGGAUAUCUUCAUGACAGAGGAGCAGAAGAAAUACUACAAUGCCAUGAAGAAGCUGGGAUCUAAAAAACCACAAAAACCCAUCCCUCGACCAGUGAACAAGAUCCAGGGAAUGGUCUUCGACUUUGUGACGCAGCAGGUCUUCGACAUAUCAAUCAUGAUCCUGAUCUGCCUCAAUAUGGUCACAAUGAUGGUAGAAACAGAUGACCAGACACAAGAAAUGGAGACCAUUCUCUACUGGGUCAACUUCAUCUUUAUUGUCGCCUUCACCACAGAGUUUGUGCUCAAGCUCUUUGCUCUGCGCCAUUACUACUUCACUAUCGGAUGGAAUAUCUUUGAUGUGGUUGUAGUGAUCCUCUCCAUUGUCGGUAUGUUCUUGGCGGACCUGAUCGAGAAGUACUUUGUGUCCCCAACCCUCUUCAGGGUGAUCCGUCUGGCCCGAAUUGGCCGCAUCCUGCGUCUGAUCAAGGGUGCCAAAGGGAUCCGGACUCUGCUGUUUGCCCUGAUGAUGUCACUGCCAGCCCUGUUCAACAUUGGGCUCCUGCUUUUCCUGGUCAUGUUCAUCUUCUCCAUCUUUGGCAUGUCGAAUUUCGCCUAUGUCAAGAGGGAGGCCGGGAUUGAUGACAUGUACAACUUCGAGACCUUUGGGAACAGCAUGAUCUGCCUCUUCAUGAUCACAACUUCUGCAGGCUGGGAUGGCUUGCUCCUGCCAAUACUCAACUACCCUCCAGACUGCAGCCCAGAGAAGGAGAACCCUGGGACCACCAUCAAGGGGGACUGUGGCAAUCCCUCUGUGGGCAUCUUCUUCUUUGUCAUGUACAUCAUCAUCUCCUUCCUCAUUGUGGUCAACAUGUAUAUUGCCAUCAUCUUGGAGAAUUUCAGUGUGGCCACAGAGGAGAGCGCUGACCCACUGAGUGAGGAUGACUUUGAAACAUUCUAUGAGAUCUGGGAGAAGUUUGACCCCGAUGCUUCGCAGUUUAUCACCUUUGCCAAGCUGUCGGACUUUGCCGACACACUGGAGCACCCACUCCGGGUGCCCAAGCCCAACACCAUUGAGCUGAUCGCCAUGGACAUGCCCAUGGUGAGUGGUGACCGGAUCCACUGCCUGGACAUCCUGUUCGCCUUCACCAAGCGAGUGCUGGGUGACAGCGGCGAGCUGGACAUGCUGCGGCAGCAGAUGGAGGAGCGUUUUGUGGCUGCCAACCCUUCCAAGGUGUCCUAUGAACCCAUCACCACCACGCUGCGCCGCAAGCAGGAAGAAGUAUCUGCCAUCGUCAUCCAGCGUGCCUACCGUGCCCACCUGGUGCGGCGGGGCUUCAUUUGCAAGCGAAGACCCGGGACCAACAAGCUGGAGAACGGUGGGACCAAUCAGGAGAAAAAAGAGGGCACGCCCUCCACUGCCUCCCUCCCCUCCUAUGACAGCGUAACUAAGCCAGACAAGGAGAAACAGGAGGAUAACGAGGAGCGGGGGCGAAAAGACAAGGGUCGAAACCAAAAAGAUGUCAGGGAAUCUAAAUGUUAGGAUAUAAGGACAAUAACAACACACACACACUGCAGAAAAAUGAGAUCAGACUCUAAAUCAAAACUCGACACCUUGUAAAAAUGAUUUCAUUUGCAAGUAAAAAAAACUAAAGCAGAACAGAAAAAUUACAAAAAAAUUGUUUACAGAUUUCACAGUAUCAGUGCAGAAGAAGCAGCUUGGUUUCUAAUGGCUUGGAAGACAAUAAAACCAAACGUAAUCAGCUUUCUGUGUGACGUUGCAUAAAGACCAAGAUUUUAAAAAUAUGAUAAAAAUGAAAUAAAAAUAUUUACAAAAAACUGACCAUCCUGUGCAGGCUGGUGGCAGACUUUGCCACAGGACAGAGAGUGGGAUAAAAUAUUGGGACAGGACCUUCAAGACUGCCACUUGGACUUCCACUGGAAAAUCACCGCCAUUAUGGAUUUUCCCAAAGGAAACAGGAGACCUGGAGCCUAUAACUGUCCAAAGCAGUCUGAAAGAUGUUCUGUAUCAGUGUCUAUAAUAAUCAAGAAAAAACAAUAACCAACAAGACUGAACAAAAGCAAACUCAAAUAGGAAGAAAAAAGAAAGAAAAAAACCCUUGAACAAUAUAAAACAGGGUUUUUUGUUUGUUUGUGCUGAAUAUACCUGCAUCUUUACAUUAUUUGAGCGGCAAAAAAAAAAAGUUAACAUUUAGCCCAUGUCACUCGUCUUUUCAUCUGAUCUUUGUUAUACCCGCAUAAAAAAGACGUUUUCUACAUGGGCUUUCACACUGAUUGGGAAGGGGGGAUUAAUAAGGGUUUUGACUUGGGCUGAAAGGGACUUGCUCAGACCGAUUUCCAAAUAAAUAAAUAAUUGUGCUCGUUCAAUGCAUAGAAAUGACUUGCAUGAUGGCAUGUUUUGAUCAGGAAUCAUGCAUGAAUAAUCAUAGUCCACAAGACACAAAUACUCAGACCACAACAGUGGCUUGACCAUAGUUUUGAGGCUGCCCGCUGAUAAAAAAAAUAAAAAGAAUAUUGAUUUAGAAAUAAUAACAAUAAUAAUAAUAAUAAUAAUAAUAAUGGUUAUUAUUGUUAUUAUCAUACACAGUAUUUGGGGAAAUGAUCUAAUAUAAAAUUCUGCCCUUCUCAAAUAUUAUCGUUCAACUGACAGGUCUUUUAAUAAGGGCCUCAUUAGAAAUUUUAAGUGUAAGGAGGUUGUAAACAUUGAAUAGCUCAUGUUCUGAUGUUUGAGUAUACCAACAUUGUGGCACAUUAAAAAAAGACAGACAAAAAUAUGUUUACUGCUCUGAAUUCUGUGAAUGGGGAGGGUCAUGGGAGGUGGUUUGUAUGUGGAGGAUAUAUGCAGAAAGGCAAAUAUGGUUGGGACAAAUGCACAUUUCAAUCACUGUUAAACCAAAUCUGGGUCUUAUGAACUGUGUGUCCUUUUGUGUCCUGCAAUAUUGUUUUCCUGACCUUUAGCCUCUGACCCUUCUUCUUUUGUGGAGAGAGAGGAGAGUGGAGAUGUUAAGUUGGGGCUUAUGGGUGGGGCAAAUGAGUGUGUGGGUGUAUAUGGAUGUGGCAAGUUGAUUCAUAUUGUUGUCUAAUAGGGCUUUGACUGUAGGCUGGGAAGGAUGUCUGUGGAAGAUGACAGAUCUGAUAAGUACAUGCUUUUGAAACAACUAGCAAUUAGCAAAUAGCUGUUUAUUACUUCAGUUGUUUAUUUAUUUUUUGCUCUUUUUUACAUGUCUUCGUGUCUCUCGCUUAUCAUCCCAUUCCCCUGUCUUCACUGUUCUCUGAGGCUGUAGACUGGUCAGGAGCUUUACUGAUGCAUUGGCAGUGGCAUCAUAUCUUUUUCAAAAAUGACAUAACCUCCUUUUCAUUUUGUUCUUAGAUUGUUUAUUCUAGAUGUCUUUCAUGUCUGUCCAUGGAGAAGGAAUGUUGAGCCGAGAGAGAGAGAGAGAGAGAGAGAGAGAGAGAGAGAGAGAAAGAGAAUGCAUUGUGGAUUGUUUGAAUUUCUGAUGUUGGGAGGAGAAGCCAUGAAGGCCUGCCUUAUCACUCAAGGCAAUGGAGUGGGCUGGACUUCUGUCAGUUAGUGGGAUGUGGGGACUGUGAGGGCUAUAUCAGUAUUUAAGUGCAUGGAGAAAAGGCAGCACACUUAGAAUUGCAUACUGCAACUGAAGGCUCUAUCAAUUGAUCUUAUGAUCUAGCAACAAGAAUUCAACCAAGGAACUUAGCAGAGGAAGUGUUUUUAUUUGUCCCUGGUUACAUGUAAUGUGACAUUGCUCCAUCAUGCAGGUUGGCUAAAUGAUGUACACUAACCCAUGCAAGGUUUCCAGGAGGUAGCAUAUUAAAUGUGGAGGUAGAAGCAUCUAUAUGAGAGGCAUGCAUUCUGGGUAAUUUUCAAA